AUGUCGGCUCCAGGCAUUGGAAACUUGAGCACGCUCAUCAAGCGGCUCGAGGCAGCCACCUCUCGUCUCGAAGACAUUGCCCUUCAUCAAUCCUCGGGCUCCUCACAAAAGGAACUUGCACCCGCAGCUCCCGCUCUGGCUGCUGGUUCUGUCGCUCCGCCGCCGCCGCCACCUCCUCCACCUGCCGCUAUCGAGCCAUCCAAGGACGACCCGCCGGCUGUCAAGGCAUAUGAUGAACAGCUGGGCGAAGCGCUCGACGACUUCAAGCAGCUUAGCGCCAAGAUUGGCGGCGUAGUUCAGGAACAGGCGGUCAGCGUCUUGAAGACGUUCCAAGUACAGCGCGACCUCAUUCUGCUCGCUGCUUCCAGCCAAAAACCGGCUGGUGGCGCCACUUCACCCGUGUUCGCCGAUCUGCUCAAGCCACUCCAAGCUGUGCUCACCCAAGUCAUUGAGACGCGCGACAAGAAUCGCGGCGAUAAGCAGCACUUCAACCACCUCAGCACCGUCAGCGAAGGCAUCCCUGCUGUCGGAUGGGUGGCUGUCGAGCCCAAGCCAGGACCGUACAUUGGCGAAAUGAAGGACAGCGCUCAGUUCUACGCCAAUCGUGUCAUCAAGGACUUUAAGGAUACGAACAAGAUUCACGUCGAGUGGACCCGCUCCUUUAUCAAGCUCCUUGAAACGCUCAAGACUUAUGUGCUAAAGACACACACUACAGGAUUGGUUUGGAAUCCGAAGGGAGGCGAAGCAGCCUCUUUCAAGUCGCCUUCUACUGCGGCUCCAGCGGGUGGCGCGCCGCCUCCGCCGCCGCCACCACCUCCUGCUGCUGACCAGUCGUCGGGUGCCGCUGCCACUGCUGCUGCAGGUGGUAUGGAUGCCGUGUUCGGACAACUCAACCAGGGUGAGAACAUCACAAAGGGGCUCAAGAAGGUGGACGCCAGUCAGAUGACACACAAGAACCCAGAGCUGCGAGCAACAAGCGCGCCGGAGCCGUCCACCAAAGCCACACCACCCAAGCUUGCUGCCAAACCUGCACAGCUUAAAGUCAAGAAGCCAGCCAAGACGCAACUGGACGGCAACAAAUGGGCGGUCGAGUAUCACGAGGACAACCGCUCAAUUGUGAUCGACCAGACCGAGCUCAACCAGACGGUUAACAUCUUCAACUGCAAGAACAGCAUCAUCCAGAUCAAGGGCAAGAUCAACGCAGUGCAGAUGACGAAUUGCACAAAGACGUCCAUCCUGGUCGACACGCUCGUGUCGUCGUUGGAGGUGACGGGGUCGCCGUCGUUUGCAGUGCAGAUCAUGGGACGCGCGCCCACCAUCCUGCUGGAUUCAUGUGACAGCGGACAGAUCUAUCUCUCGGACAAGUCGCUGGACUCGGAGAUCAUUGCGGCCAAGUGCAGCGCGAUCAACGUGAGCUUGCCCGUACGUGGUGGCGAGGAUGGCGAGUUUGAGGAGUACGCGCUGCCGGAACAACUCAAGCACACAGUCGACAGUCUGAACCAGAAGGGCAAGAGUCGCAUCAAGACCGAGGUGGUUGCCCACACGGCCUAG
Sporisorium graminicola is the source of this 1551-nucleotide messenger RNA. RefSeq lists its product as uncharacterized. The record is from RefSeq and is a predicted model, not a curated record. Gene Ontology annotation, molecular function: actin binding; adenylate cyclase binding. NCBI's taxonomy places the organism in Eukaryota, Fungi, Basidiomycota, Ustilaginomycetes, Ustilaginales, Ustilaginaceae. Bases 1 to 1551 code for a protein of 516 amino acids. Gene Ontology annotation, cellular component: cytoplasm. Gene Ontology annotation, biological process: regulation of adenylate cyclase activity; cytoskeleton organization. The transcript has 2 exons.